This is a messenger RNA of Oryzias latipes (Japanese medaka), 4233 nucleotides long. RefSeq names its product solute carrier family 38 member 3b (gene slc38a3b). Lineage: Eukaryota; Metazoa; Chordata; Actinopteri; Beloniformes; Adrianichthyidae. Gene Ontology annotation, cellular component: plasma membrane. Gene Ontology annotation, molecular function: L-histidine transmembrane transporter activity; L-asparagine transmembrane transporter activity; L-glutamine transmembrane transporter activity. The record is from RefSeq and is a predicted model, not a curated record. Gene Ontology annotation, biological process: L-glutamine transport; histidine transport; asparagine transport.
GACCCCCAGGGAGGGGGGCCAAGGAUGGCUUAACAACAUCGACCAUUUCCGAACGCACACAAAGUACCCGCCUCGCCGGUUUCAGACGUUCCGAGUGUGCGUAAAACCUGGCAUAAUCCCCACACACCCAGACUCCUACAGGUAACUCUCCCUGUGGAAGAGAACGAUCAACCCCCGCGUGGACAGCGCCUAUCAUCUCCACAGUCAAUUACUGUCACCAACAGUGGGAUUUAAGGGGAAAACCUCGGGACAAGAUCUGCUGGGGUUGAGGCUGAACACACAAAGUCUAAAGGAAUUCUGUCAGAUCUUGGAGGAUGGAGCCUUCUCAGUCAGAGAUGAACAUAUUAUCUAACGGCAAAAACGACCACGACGACGACACCUGUUUGCCAUCAAAGACCCCUCUCAACGAGGAACAAUUUGAGGACCCUGAAGGUGGACUGGAGAGUGAGGAGUUUUUGCCCAGUGGAAAUGGAAAGAAGGCCAUACGCUUCACAGAUUUUGAGGGAAAGACCUCUUUUGGGAUGUCGAUCUUCAACCUGGGAAAUGCUAUUAUGGGCAGUGGAAUCCUUGGAUUGGCUUAUGCCAUGGCCAACACAGGCAUUCUCCUCUUCUUGUUUCUUUUGACUGCAGUUGCAGCUUUAUCAGCCUAUUCCAUUCACCUGCUCCUCAAAGCAGCUGGCAUUGUGGGAAUUCGAGCUUAUGAGCAGCUGGGGUACAGGGCCUUUGGCACUCCAGGAAAAAUGGCUGCUGGGAUUGCAAUCACCCUGCAGAAUAUUGGAGCGAUGUCCAGCUACCUUUACAUUGUUAAAUCUGAGUUGCCCCUGGUCAUCCAAGCUUUCCUUAAAGAGGAUCCCAACUCUGACCUUUGGUACUUGAAUGGAAACUACCUUGUCAUCAUUGUCUCUGCCUGUGUCAUCCUGCCACUUUCUUUAAUGAAACAGCUUGGUUACCUUGGCUACACCAGUGGAUUUUCUCUCAGCUGCAUGGUGUUCUUUCUCACUGCAGUCAUUUUUAAGAAGUUUCAGACUCCUUGCCCGUUCGAGGAGUAUUCAGUCAACAGCACUGCUGCACACCACAGCCCGAAUGUCUCAAACCACAUCCAGGAGUACAUCGCUGGUGGUGUUCCUGAGGAAGACGACUCUCACUGCGGCCUUCGGAUGAUCACCCUCAACACACAGACGGCUUACACAAUCCCUAUUUUGGCUUUCGCUUUUGUUUGCCACCCAGAGGUUUUGCCCAUCUACACCGAGCUGCGAAAUCCAUCAAAGAAGAAGAUGCAAAAGGUUUCCAAUAUUUCCAUCCUUGUUAUGUACACCAUGUACUUUCUGGCUGCUCUGUUUGGCUACUUGACCUUUUAUGAUAAAGUGGAGCCUGAACUGCUGCACACCUACAGUCGCAUUGAUCCCUAUGACACUUUGAUCCUGUGCGUGCGUGUGGCUGUCCUUACUGCUGUGACCCUAACUGUGCCGAUUGUCCUGUUCCCUGUGCGCAGAGCCAUCCUCCACAUGUUAUUCCCCACCAAACCUUUUAGCUGGUUACGCCACGUCCUCAUCGCCCUCGUUCUGCUCUUCUUCAUCAACAUGCUUGUGAUAUUUGCACCUAACAUUUUGGGCAUCUUUGGUGUGAUAGGUGCCACCUCUGCUCCAUGCCUCAUCUUCAUUUUCCCUGCUGUCUUUUACAUCCGCAUCGUUCCCAAAGAGGAUGAACCCAUGAGCUCCGUACCCAAGAUAGUGGCUGUUUGUUUUGCCGCUUUGGGUGUCUCCUUUAUGGUAAUGAGUCUAAGCUUCAUAAUCAUCGACUGGACCAGUGGGACCAGCCGCGCAGCGGGAGGCCACUAAUCGCCGCUGUGGCGCUUGCUUUCAGGAAAAGGCCUCCUUCUGUGAUGCAGGCAGCCUGAAGAAGCAGAGUCACAGCUGGAGAAACACAUCACCAGCUGUCAGCCUUUUAAAAUAAACAGUAUAUGGUGGCAUGCAAAUAACGAAACAAAACCUUUCAGAUACUAAUAUUAGAUUAUUUAAUUUAAUGAAGAGCGAAUGGAAUUUGUUUAAAUAAUCAGAAGUAAAUAAGGGAGGGGCUGAUUCAGUGGUAAAAAAUGUGUAAAUCGGAAAAAAAGGUUUUAUUUUCACCCAAACAGCUGGUCCUGUACUGAUAAUUUAGGAGAGGAUCGUUUUUAAAAUUUAGAGUGUUUCGUCAUGAGACAAACAGAAGCAUUUAGUUUAAACAAAUCUCACUUAUCUAACAUGAAAUGAAUAACCUAUAGAUUCAGUCAUUCAUUAACCCUUGUGCUAUCCUAGGCACUUUAACAUUGGGAGUUGGGUCAUCUAGACCCACUAAACAGUGCGCUGAACCUUUUUUCUUCAAUGAUUUGUCAUCUUCGCUGGUGUCCAUGGAUUACAUGAAAUCUUUCCACCUUUAUCCACCUUUGUCAUGGUAAGGAGAACACGUCAAUGUAAGGGUGGGGUCAUCUAAGAUAGCACAAGGGUCACAGGUGUGAUUCAAGAAUGGUGAUGAUAAUUUAACUCUUUCUUAGUUUGCAUUUAAUCUUUGGUGCCUUGCAGUAUUUGGAAUGACAACCAAAGCAUAGAGUGAAACAUAAAUUUAUUCAGAUAAUUACUAUUCAUGUGGGACUAUUUUUAACUUUUGAUAACACAAAGAAACUCAAUAUGAUGUUAUUUUUUCCUAAAGAGUACACAGUUAAAAAAAGCUGCAUAAUUUACAGAAUUGUAUCUUAAUAUGCUUCAAAUCAAUCGCACAAACGUAACAGACUGAAAUCUUUACCUUCAAAUAUUUUCUACUUGCAUUGUAAAAAGGUGUCAUCCCUUACUCUCUUCAGAAUAUCAGAUACAUCCACACAUAAUUAAAAAUGAGUAUUCACGUACAGUUUUGUCAGACACAGACUGUGUGCGCCACACACACAAGCAAAUACCUAAAUAAAAGCAUUAACAUUUAAAAUACUUCAAAAACUAUGUAAUACGUGUACUUUUGGCCAUUUUUUAUAAUAAAGGUGUGAUCAAAAUAUCCAGAGAUGUAAAUUUAUUUCAUGGCAUUGUUAUUAUUGUCAAUUAUCGCCUUUACGAGAUAAUGUUACUUUCGACUAAAAAAAUCCCUUUAAAACUAGAAAGUAUGAACUCAUAUACUUUAAAUAGGAUAUUGCCUGUGUCUGUUCACUAUCUUGUUUGGAGAUGUAUUUUGUGGAUGAAAGGUGAAUUCAUGGUGGGAUUUUUAUUCUUCAGUGUUCUGGGUUGAAGUGUUCUGAACAUCUUGACAGUUUAGACUUCCAGAGUUUUGCAUGUUUAUUUCUAUUUUUCUCAUCAGUGAGCAGCACGGUGACUGAUAUUGCUUUUGCAUUGUUGUGUAUAAUUGUUAAAGUCUAACUUUCAAAUUUGAAGGCACCUUGCUUUUGAAGUAUUGAUUUGUGAUGUAAUGUUAUGAAAACUAAGAAAUAACGCUUCUGAAUUACUGUGAUGAUGCAAGUUUGAUAUGACUAGGAACAAAUUUACUGUGUCAAAAAAAAAAUUGAAAGCGAAUAUUUUUUAUUUUAUUUUAUAACCCCCCCCCCCCCCCCCCCCCUUAGAAAUGCUAUGCCUUAAUGAUUUGAACGCUGCUGAAAAAGUUCAGAUACGACAUAUGUUGUUGUUUUAUUACUAAAAAAUAUGUAUAAUUUCUGAUUUUAAAAUACAAACUAUCCACAGAAAAAUCCAGAGUUUUAAUCCUAGUUUAUUUUACAAGAAGAGUUCUAACUCACCAACUUUGAAAACCUUUUUUGUAUUAAGUUUUUCUUUGUAAAGACAGUUGGAAACAGCAUAAGAUAUGUAGUUUUAGUCUUUUUUUGUCCCUUCACGUACUUUGCCGUUUGUCUAUGUUAAACUUUAGCAUCGUCCUCUUCAUGUCAUUGUAAAGAAAUAAGCCAAAAAUAACAACUAACUACCUACCUACAUUUCUGAAAUGCUUCAAACAAGCUCUGGCUGCAACCAAACAUAUAAAAUCCGUUUCUCUCUUGUACAUUGAACAAAUCCAUGUCAUGUUUCACAUCUAACUGCUUUAAUCUGUACAAGGAUACCAGUAUCUAAAGUUUAAAUGUUGAUGAACAAGAUCGAACCUUAUAUUAAUAAUGUACAGUAUAUUAAUGUAAACCUUUUUUUAUUUGUCAUACAUAUUUACUGUAGCUUGUAAAGUGUAAAUAUUUGGGACAGUUUUAGUUUGGUAAAUAAAAUAAUUGUAGAUGGCUUUAAA